UUCGGUAACUUCUUGGUGUAUGUUUUUGUGUGUGGAGUUUUGAAUGUUUUCAUAAUUUGCCAUUCUGAAAUAAUAUUAUCCCUUUUAAGUAAACAUCUACAUUGUAUAAACAUUAAAGGCAGUCAUCACAGCCAUGUCGACCAUAACGGGUACUUUUGACACAUCUCAAUGGAUUGCAUUCUUUACAAAAGCUGGUCUCCCACCAAAUGUGGCUGCCAAUUAUGCAUUGAUAUUUUCAGAUAAUCGAAUACAACUUGAUAUGCUGAUGGAUUUGUCAAAAGAAUAUCUUUUUGACAUGGGAAUUAGAAUUAUGGGUGAUGUUAUUGCUAUAUUACGAUUUGCAAAAGAAUUCCAUACCCAGUUAGCAAAAGAAAGGGUUAUUGGAAAGAUGCCAAUGGUCAAAAAUAAAUCAGCAGUUGUGGGGCGGAUGGUCGGCCAUUAUACCUGUCAGUCACCGAAUCGAUUUCCAGUCAAUAAAACAGAAGUGUCUGAUAAUAGAAAGUCCACUGUUAUAAGUUUAAAAAGGCGUUCUGAGGAAGAGCCUAAUGCAAAAAGAAUUCGGAGAGUCCCACCUGAAGAAGAAGGUGCCUACAAAAUUAAAAUGCCUUUAGGUACCACUGAAAGAACACGUAAAAUUCUGCAGCAGAUGCAGGGUUCAAAACGUUCAGUUUUCACUAGGCUUGGAGACAGUGCAGUAAGCAGCUCCACUGACUCAAAGAAAGCUUCAUCUUCGGUUUUUGAACGAUUAGGACCAUCAACCAAAAGUAUUCGUGAUGAUGUCCCAACUUCAACAGUUGUUAAUGAAAUGGAUGGGCUUAAGAAAAAAGGACCUCCAUUAGCAUAUCAAGGUGUUUUGAAAAUGACUGUUGGUCAGAAAAGAACAGUAUCUACAAAUGCACCUAAAAUUGUGAAAACGUCAAGAACUGUAUUGAAACCAAGCCCGUCUCGAUUACAAAAUAUCACAAAAACUGUUAAUCUCACUCGGAUCAAUAGUAUUCUUGAAACAAAUAAACAGGAAAAUCCAUCACAAAUUGGUGUGACCAAAACUGGUUCAAAGUCAGAGGGAAUUUUUGGUCGGAAUAUUAACCUGGUUCGAAAAGCAAAUGUUAAAAGUCGAUUGGGCAUGAAAACAAACAUUCAGAGUUUAGGCCAGACAAAAAUAUCAUUAAAACCAAAGACCAGAAUAGCAGUGAAAACAUCAAGUGUGUUUGAAAGGUUAGGCAGUUUCACAAUAACUGCUCAAAGUUCCAACCAUUCAUCUUUACAUAGGCUUCACAUUGGCGCUACUUGUACUGUUGAACCCUUCCAAAAAUACCCAGAAUGCUGCCAUUGUGACGAAGUCGGUUUUACAGUCAAUGGUCUCAUAGACAGUGGCUUUCUGGGUCCCCCACAAGAAGAAAUCCAGGCUAGAUAA
Messenger RNA from Stegodyphus dumicola, 1414 nucleotides. RefSeq lists its product as uncharacterized. The record is from RefSeq and is a predicted model, not a curated record. Lineage: Eukaryota; Metazoa; Arthropoda; Arachnida; Araneae; Eresidae. Gene Ontology annotation, cellular component: nucleus.